CGACAGUAGGUAAAACCAGCCAAACUUUGUAUUGAAUAUGAAUUAUGAUAAAAUGUCGUUGACUGUUUGAAUAGCUGUGACUAUCGUUGGCGUCGUGCAUCUGAGACGGAGCCGCUGAACGGGAGAUACCAGGCUCCGUCCUGUCUUUCUUCAUCCAUCCAUACAUCCAUCCAUCCCUGUCCCUGGUGUAGACACCGAGCACCAUGUUCACUGAGGUGCUGGUUGGUCUAGUGAUUGGAGGACUCAUCUUCUUCCUGGUUCAGAGGCGCAGGAACCAUGUUCUGAAGAUAGAGGAUGGCUGGUGGGGGGCUGGAGCGCCCCCCGAUGGUGAGGAGGACGUCACCAUCCGCCCAUUUAAAGUCAAAACCAGUGAUGAAGAGCUGGAGGACCUGUACAGCAGGAUAGACCAGACGCGUCCUGUGGACUCACUGGAGGACAGCCAGUUCCAUUAUGGCUUCAACUCCCAGUAUUUGCAGAAGGUGGUCUCUUACUGGAGAAACGACUUUGACUGGAGGAGACAGGUGGACAAACUCAACCAGUACCCCCACUUCAAAACCAAAAUUGAAGGCAUUGAUAUCCACUACCUGCAUGUGAAGCCUAAGAAGGUGCCAGAGGGAACUACUGCGAUUCCUCUGAUAAUGGUUCACGGCUGGCCUGGCUCCUUCUACGAGUUCUAUGGGCUGAUCCCGCUGCUAACAGAACCAUCAGACCCGGACGACCUUGUGUUUGAGGUGGUGUGUCCCUCCAUCCCAGGGUAUGGCUUCUCUGAAGCACCACAUAAGAAAGGCUUUGAUUCGGUUUGUGCGGCACACAUCUUCCACAAACUUAUGAAGCGUCUGGGCUUCCAGCAGUUUUAUGCUCACGGAGGAGACUGGGGCUGGCUGGUCACCACCAACAUGGCUCAGCUGGACCCCAAGUCAGUCAAAGGCUUGCAUGUGAACUUUGCCCCUCCCUCUAAGCCUGGUCUGUCCGUUGUUUUGUCCAUCAUGCUCGGCCGUCGCUUCCCGAAGCUCUUUGGCUUCACUGACAUGGACAUCCAGCGUCUCUACCCUUGCAUGGACAAACUGGUGGUGGAGACCAUCAAAGAGUCUGGCUACAUGCACAUCCAGGCCACCAAGCCUGACACCGUCGGUCGAGGACUGAAUGAUUCUCCUGUGGGUCUGGCUGCCUACAUUCUGGAGAAGUUCUCCACGUGGACGGACCAUGACUUCAGGAACCUGGUGGAUGGAGGACUCACCAGGAAGUUCUCUCUGGAUGACCUGCUGACUAACAUUAUGAUCUAUUGGGUAUCUGGAUGCAUCAUCCCGUCUAUGAGGUUCUACAAGGAAAACUUUGGCAAAGGCCUCGACCAGCCCCACUCUAAGAUACCCGUCUACGUUCCCACCGGCUUCGCUUGCUUCCCCAACGAGCUGAUGCACACGCCCAAACUGUGGGUCAAACAGAAAUACCACAAGCUCGUGACCUUCACUCCCAUGCUCCGCGGCGGCCAUUUCGCCGCCAUGGAGGAGCCCCAGCUGAUGGCCGAGGACAUCCAGAAGUUCACCAAGACAGUGGAAAAGAAAAAGAAGUAGUAGACAGUGCACUGAGGAGCAGGUGAAGGAAGUAAAAGUAAAGUGUGAAAGUACUGAUGAAUGGAUGGAAGGAAACUGGAACAGUGGUGACGUAAGCACUGUGUAUAAUAUAGUGUAGCUCUAUCAGUGAGAUUCAAACAAGCAGAAGAGAAAAAAUAAAGAUUAAUUCACUGGAUCUGUUGACUCCAAACAUUUAAGGUAUAUGGACAAACAAAAUUAAAAAAAAAAAAAACAUUCCUUGUAUAAACCUCCAUCUUCAGGUUGUAGGAUUGACUCACGAUGUGUCAGCCAGGGUGAAAGCUGAAUAGAGUCAGGAGCUGCUGUGCUGCGCGGCCUCGUAACAAGCCUCAGUGCUGUUUAAAGUCAGGAACCAGACACCGGCAUCCGUUCAUGACGUCUCCUCCUGAUCCUCACCGUGUUCCUGACUUCCUCACAACAAGCAGUGCAGCCCUGAGAACAGUUUACCAAGCUGCAGCUGCAGAUGGGAGGUCAGGGGGCACCUGUUGUUGCAGUGUUGACAGCAUAGACAAGGUGCCAGGCAUUCCUCUAUCCACUAACAUGAAACAUCUUUACUUCAGCCACAAGCAUGAUAGUGCAUGAUUGCCUUAAACCUUCAGAUGAUAGCUUAGUUUUAAAUUAUAUUUGCUAGUGUUUAUAACACAUCAACAUCACUUUAAUCUCUGAUUGACUCUGAUUUGCUAACCUCAAUUUACAACAGCAGCAGAGACUAGAAGCACUGGUUCCUUAUAUUAAUUCAGACCUCUGUUAAAGCUGUGACGUUCAUUUCUUCAAAAGGUUUUUUUUUAUCUUCAGUUCUUAUUUACUCAUUAAGCUUCAAAUGUAGUUUGUUCUGUGAAGAACAGUGAAAAUGUGACUUUCUCUUUUUAAACAAUAUCAUUUCAAACGAUCUGCAGUGUAUGAUACCAUUUCAUUUCAUGAUGACCACAAUGACGUGUUGUAUCUCAGAUCGUGAUGUUUUUAUUAUUUGACCAAUUAAAGCUGAGUACUGAA
Messenger RNA from Toxotes jaculatrix (banded archerfish), 2582 nucleotides. RefSeq names its product epoxide hydrolase 1, microsomal (xenobiotic) (gene ephx1). The record is from RefSeq and is a predicted model, not a curated record. Lineage: Eukaryota; Metazoa; Chordata; Actinopteri; Toxotidae. Gene Ontology annotation, biological process: epoxide metabolic process. The transcript is spliced from 9 exons. Gene Ontology annotation, molecular function: epoxide hydrolase activity. Bases 204 to 1571 code for a protein of 455 amino acids.